Molecule: messenger RNA, 843 nt
Organism: Dryobates pubescens (Downy woodpecker)
Lineage: Eukaryota; Metazoa; Chordata; Aves; Piciformes; Picidae
Product: olfactory receptor 14A16-like
Exons: 2
Biological process (GO): G protein-coupled receptor signaling pathway
Cellular component (GO): membrane
Molecular function (GO): olfactory receptor activity
Source: RefSeq, a predicted model, not a curated record
CUGCACUAUGAGACCCUCCUGGGCAGCAGAGUUUGCCUCCACCUGGCAGCAGCUGCCUGGGCCUGUGGCUUUCUCUAUGCUCUGCUGCACACAGCCAAUACAUUUUCCCUGCCCCUCUGCCAAGGCAAUGCUCUGGACCAGUUCUUCUGUGAAAUCCCCCAGAUCCUCAAGCUCUCCUGCUCCACAUCCUACCUCAGGGAACUUUGGCUUCUUGUGGCCAGUGUCUGUUUAGCAUUUGUCUGUUUUGUGUUGAUUGUGGUGUCCUAUGUGCAGAUCUUCAGGGCAGUGCUGAGGAUCCCCUCUCAGCAGGGACGCCACAAAGCCUUUGCCACCUGCCUCCCUCACCUGGCUGUGGUCUCCCUGUUUUUCAGCACUGGCUUCUUUGCCUACCUGAAGCCUUCCUCCACCUCCUCCCCUUCCCAGAACUUGGUUGUUUCAGUUCUGUACUCAGUGUUGCCUCCAUCACGACAGAAGCGAAUCCUGGUCGGACUGAAGAGACGCAUGAAAUCAAAAUGGAGGUCGGAAAGCAUGAACACUCACUGCAAGAAGACACCACGCCUGCCAGAAGACGCCACACCAUGUUCACCAGCCACCACCACUGCCAUUCGCACCCAGCAGGGAGAAAGCGAUAAAAUGGCAGCGAAACCUGUGGUUCAGCGUGUUCAAUCCCCUUCAUCAACAUCUUCCUCUAAUACUGCCAGCAACAGCUUGGAUUCGGAAGACGAAAACACCGAUGCUAAGAAAUCAAACAACAUCAACUUUGCUUCACAGCCCCUCUUAGGAAAAAUGGAGCACUUGGAGGCUCGCAGUUAUGGCAUUUUUAUGACCACCCUCCUCCCGUGA